Marmota flaviventris (yellow-bellied marmot) is the source of this 424-nucleotide messenger RNA. RefSeq names its product gastrin (gene Gast). Gene Ontology annotation, biological process: response to food; G protein-coupled receptor signaling pathway. Lineage: Eukaryota; Metazoa; Chordata; Mammalia; Rodentia; Sciuridae. Gene Ontology annotation, molecular function: hormone activity. The record is from RefSeq and is a predicted model, not a curated record. Gene Ontology annotation, cellular component: extracellular region.
CUUCAACCCACAGGGAGUCACAGGCCUGCGGCAGGUGGGAGCCCUAACCUGGAGCCCAUGUGAUCUGACUUCCUGUUGCUGGGCCUGAGAAGGGACACCCUGAAACCUGGACCUUCUCCCCUUUGCAGACAAGAUGCAGCGACUGAGUGUAUAUGCGCUGGUUUUGGUGCUGGCUCUGGCCGCCUUCUCUGAAGCUUCUUGGAAGCCCCGCUCCCAGCUGCAGGAUGCGCCCUUGGGUCCAGUGACCAAUAAAGGCCUGGAGCCACAGUGGCUGGACCGAAGGCAGCUAGGGCCCCGGGGGCCCCCACACCUUGUGGCAGACCUGUCCAAGAAGCAGGGGCCAUGGAUGGAGGAAGAAGAAGCAGCAUAUGGGUGGAUGGACUUCGGCCGCCGCAGUGCUGAGGAAGGGGACCAGCGUCCCUAG